AUGGCGGCGGGCCGGCAGAUUCGGCUGCUACUGUGGAAGGAUUACCUCGUGCGAAAAAGAAAUCCGAUAACACUGGCUGGAAUUGUGUGGGCGACGGCAAUCGUAUCCAGCUUAUAUAUCGUUCGAAUUAAUGUGGACAACCAAGAUUUUCCCACCUGCCAGUUUCCAGCACGAGCUUUGCCGAGCGCUGGUAUCCUGACAUUUCUUCAGUCCUUCAUAUGCAGUGUCAACAAUGAAUGCUCUCCAAUGGAUCAGUUCGAGGAGAUACCCUCAUAUUCUAAUUCCAAAUUAACGCAGCUGAAGCGCCAGUUCUCCUCGCUAUUUUCUAAUACUUCACUACUGGACACAGCUGUAACAGUACCUGAUGCUCUCAAGCUAUUGGCGACUCUCUCCAACGUCGCCGAUGUUCCAGAAUUCGUUGACGUGGCGAAAAAUGGCCUCCACGUAAGAGAACUGUUUAGAAAUCCUGACAGGGUGAAACGAUACUUAACAACUCAAAUGAGCCUCGAUGAUCUAGUCGCUAAUAGCUUGUUUGCAUCGGACCUUAGCUUCGAAGGCAUUCUGCAAGGAAACUUCAACACAUGCAGUCCAGAAUCGAUCAUUAAGACUAUUAAAAUGAAUAAUGUCGAACAUUUAAACGAAUUCGUGCAAAAAAUGUGUUCCCUUUCCACCGAGGACGUUCAAAAACUAUUCAUGGACUUGCUGGUUGAACUUGAUUUGGGUAAAUAUAUUCAAAUGAUAGGUAACAUGUACUUCAAAUUGUCGAACGACGGAAGAAUAACGGAGCUGGGAAAGAUGGCAGCAUCUGUAUUGCGUAUGAUGUCGCUGCAAAGCUUUCUACCUCCAGAAAUAACCGAGAUGUUUCAAGGCGAAACUCCUGACUUCAGUUACAUUCAUUUAGAUGUAAUAUCUAAUAUACUCGACUACUUUGAACCGGACUUUGGUGACACACAAUCAUACAAAUCAGUAAGAAAUUUCGCCGACUCUGCUGUAGUUGUCAUCCGAUAUUUACAUAGAUUCUCAGAAAAGCAAAGGAAGUCAGUAAGUGGCGUAGCUAAUGUAGAUUCUACUGAGUUUGGAAAGGAUUUUAAUAUGAACUCGACAACGGAGGGCAUUUCAAAUAUUUUCUCUAACGCCAUUGAAGUUUUCGAUGAUUUUGCUGAUAAUGCAACGACAAUAGAUGCGUUCAAUUUAAUGCCACAAAUUACAAAUUUCAUUUACAAAUGGCUUCCGGACAAAACAAAACAUGACGUUCUGUUUUAUUCAACACUUAUAACGAAAUUAAUAGAAGGGGCGGAAAAAGUUAUCUUUAUUAACGUGAAUAUAGAAGAAUUGAUCUACAACGUAUCUUUGAGGCACCCACAAGGCGUUAAAGUGUUAACGUCAUUGCCUACAGAAUUUUUCGCACAAGGUUUGGAGGCUUUAGCUGACAUUGAAAGAGUUCAGAUCCUAACAUCGAAACUAGACUCUCCUGGCGAGAUGUUUUGUGACAGUAAAAAAUUGCAAAAGUUUUUCAACGUGAAAAAGGAUAUAGCGAUGCAGUUGCAAACUAAUCUUUGUACCGCCGCCUGGAAGGACUAUAUUGCUGACUUGAUCCGCACUUUUGGGAUCUACGAAGUUAGAAACAAUAUCAAUACAAUGGCGUCAUUAUUCAUCCAAGAGGCACUGGGCAAGGACACGUCUUCGCAACUUUAUACCCUUGACCGUGACUACCAAGUUCUCAAGAACUUCGUCCACGCAGUCUACAAGGUAGACGAAGAACUCCCGCGUGCUGUCAAUUGGAGCAAUAUAAUCGACCCAAACCAAGAUUCAAAGUUUAUGAAGAUAGUUCGCGAUAAAAGAAAUUUGGGCAAGCAGAUGUUAGUAACAGUUCAUGGAGCGUUAGCGAAGGCGGUGGUUAAACAAAACCCGAUUUUAGAAUUAAAAAUAGCACCUCUCCUAACGGAUGCGACAACCAUAGUUUCAGCUCUCAGCAAGGAAAUAGAUGAAACGCCUCAAGACGUUGCGCAGAAAGUGCAAACCCUUUACCCUACAAUACUGCGAACCAUUUUGACUACUGCUCUUGAUGAGAAAAAGACUUACAAAUUACUGUCUACCUUCAGUCAAGACGCGGUAUGUAGGGGUGUCGAAAAUGCUUCGAUGUAUUUGAAAUUUCCACCCGACGUCGACAGAGAUAGCGUUGUUACAGCCUUGUGUAAUAUAAACGUUAUAUUUGAAAACAUACUAAAUAAGGAUUCACAUUUAGGAAAUGCUGUCUCGGCCAUUAUGUCCAAAAAGGACCAGAAAUUUAUGGGAAUCGAGUGGACGAGACUCAUAACCGAUCUGAAGAACCUAUACGUGAAAAUGGCCCAAUAUUAUCCAUAUUUGUUCGAAUACAAAACCUUUGGAAUGGAUGACGAUAUGCAGAUGGAAAUUGCGGCUAUGCUUAAGGAAGUGAAAACAUACUGGUUUGGUACAAGGAAAAUGAACAGAAGUAUACGCUUGAGUAUAAAACUGGGAUUAGGUGUCUUAGAUUUUGUAGAUCGAGACAUUUUCAACCUGAAGGGUGACACUUGGCUACGGUUGAAAUACGGUUUCGGUCUGCUGUCUGGUCCCUUAUCGGUUAUGGACGAUAUCGUGAAGUUAAUUCAAGUGAUAUCGAAGAAUGAAACUCUACACUUCAAUUCCGCCUUACCCCCGUCUACAGUCAUGAGCUUGAGUAAAAUCAUACCCUAUUCAGCUCAAUUGUUACAAGAUGGGGUUGAUUUAAUCGUGAAAGACGACACUGAAAUAGAACCAAUAAUAGAGAUAAUGAAUGCGCACCCAGCUUGGCCAUGUUCAACGACUGGUCUGGCAGACUUAUUGACGAUAAGUGACCCGUCCAAAGAAGCACUGAAGAGUUUAGAAUAUUUUUUGUGUCUGAACAAAAGUCUGCAAGAAGACUGGAUGUCGUAUUUAGAAACCAAAAACAUUUAUAAACUUAACCCAGAUGACAUAAAUGCUACAGUUUUUGAACCACACGUAUUCCUACGGUUCUCUGCGGCCUUCGAUUCCCUGAUCGAAGACACUUAUAUACUCAAAGAUUUUUUUCUGGACGCUGUUGAUGAUCCAACUGAUGGCCGCCCAAAUUUUAUGACCGCAUGGAAACAUGCCGCUAAUGCUUUCAACAUCACAGAUAGAGAUGACAUAUUCAGGAGAGUAUUCUCAAAAAUGGACACAAUACUAAACUCAAUCAGAGUACCGUCGGUUAAACUCGACGUGCCACUCAUCGCUUUGUGGAGGAACUUCCGGAGCUGCAGCAACAGCGGGCUCAUUGAAGACAGCUGUAAAGAAGUCGGACGGGCCACGUGGUUGCAUAUCUUCAAGUUUAUUUCAGUAACCUUAAGCAACGUUGCGGAGGACUUAUUGACUUACUUUAAAGAAAUCCACGAACCAGACAGUAAUUUGCUACAACUAGUAGGCUUCACAAAGAAGACUAGCUUGUAUUUACUGUACGAAAAGCUGCCAGACUUCAUUGGAGUAUUAGCUAAUUCUUACGGUGAUUACGGCUUCAUGACUCAGAUUCGUCGUGCAAGUCUGAGUAACUUCUGGGAUUGUGAAGCAGUCGUCAACAGUCUUAAGCCGGCGCCGGGUAGUCCGAUUGAUGAGACCAUCAUUACAAGAGUCCAGCCCUUUGUUUGUCCAUCGUUUCUUUACUGGAUAUCAUUUCCUAGAGGAGACAACGCGCUAUUGAACCUUGUGGCUAAGCCCCAAUACUAUCUCUUCACAUCGUUAGCCGAUGAUUUAAACAGUACCUACGAAGACGCUUUCGCAAAAACAGUCGAAGUAAUGAAUUUCCUAAAAGAACUAUCGAAUAACAAAACAACCGUCAAACGAAACAUAAAUACAGAGACAGUUGAAGAAAAACUAAAGAAAGCUGUUGAUAUAAUGUUAAAUUACAAAAUAAACGAAUCAAAUCCUUCAUAUCGUCGGUUUAAUGAAGCUAAUAAUAACCUUGUCUCUUCUACUGUAUAUUUAACAAGAAUUAUCACAAUUAUUAACAAAAUAUUAACUAAUAUUGAAAAUAUGAAGAUAAAUGACGUAGUGUCUAAUAUACCAGAAGAAGAAAUCAAACCUUUAGAAGCAGAUCUAUCAGCUAUAAACAGAAUAUUUAAAAGGAGACCAGCAGAAGGAAUAGCAGUAUUUUUUGAUGCAAUCACAAACAAUUUAUGGGAAAAAGAUGCAGAAAAUACUGUACUAAAUGCAUUUCAAGCGACAUGUGACCGCUUGAACAAUAACGAUUCAACGAAAGAAAUAUUAACUGACAGUGAUAGAGUAAAAAGGCAGAUUUGUGCGAUGAAAUAUAAUAUAAUUAUACCUGCAUAUGGCAGUAAUCUUGAAAACGAGUUAGAAAACGCCAAAAUAAGUUUAGUUUCUCUUGUAGACAUACUUCAAAAUAAAACUAAAGAAAAUAUUACGGAUAUUUCUCAGUUUCUAAAAACCAGGCAAGAAGUGAUAAAAUCUCUAGUAGAAUCUACUAAGUAUGCUUACGAUCUGAGUGUUCCAGUCUAUUUGAAAUACCUUCAUAACAAUUUACAACAUCACAGCGUCGUCAUUACUUUCUUAUCGGGCGGUAACUGGUGGCAAAAAAUGAGAGAUCUAUACAAUGGUCCCUACGCAAAUGAUUUCUUCGAUAACAUAGAAAAAGGUUUUGAUAUUGCUAAAGAUAUACUGACCAAUCUUGAUAAAAUACAUUGGGUUCGCCUCAUUCGUGACAUCAACGCUAACAGCAAAGAAGGCUUCUGUAAGGCCAACACAGCUAUGUCUGAAUAUCUGCCUGACGAAACCGGAGCAUUGACAAGUUUUAAGCAACAGUUUUGUCUCGAAGAUAAGGUCGAGCUAUUUAAGGAAUUGCCGCCGUUACAAUUCGCUUCCCAAAUGUAUGACAAUAAUUUGAAAAUAAACAAAGACGUAAACUAUACAGCUUUGAAUUCUGAUGUAUCUAGAAUUGAAUCUGAAAUACAGAAUGUAUUGAAUGGACCAAAAUCUCCACAAAUACCACCAUGGGUGACUCAAGAGAAGUUAACACAUUUCCGAUCGAUUGCAAUUGGACUGCUGUCUAAGGAAUCACUGACUAAAGCAUCAUUUGGAUUGCUUGAAAAUCUUGUUGAUGCGGGCACAUUAUUGUUAAAUGACAGCCAAUGUAUCCUCUGCUCUCAAUUAACGACAUGGUUCAAACAAAUCAAUCUCCAGCUGUAUAAGAAGCAGGAAUACGAUAAUCUAAUCUGUCACUUGCAUGAAAUGAACUUGCAUGAAGUGUAUAUAAGUUUGAAGAAUGAUUUUCACUGGGAUAUGGCCAUUAACGAAUUAUUAUCAACCCGCAACUACACGAAGUACGAAUUAAACAAAUCCCUAAACGAGUUUCUGGAGCAGGUGAAACAGAACUUGCUUGAAGAUAUGACAGCGCCGACUAAAGUAUCGCAGUGCUUGGCAAAGAAUGUGACAGGGAAUGCUUUCGGAAACGCUACGUUAUUUGCUAAAGUGUUGGCGCUUACCCUCAAGCUAAUAAGAGCAGAGCUUCCGCACUUACAAGAAAUAGACGGAAUAAAGGAUUUGAAGUACUUAAAAGAUUUGCAAGCGGCUGUUGCAUACAAACUCGAUGUGGAUGUUCCUUUGAAAACUUAUUUUAGAAAAGGAUACGACUUUCCAAAACGACUAAGGGAUACCGUUACAAAAGACUACUUAGUCGACGCUGUUACAAAUGCACGAGUCAAUUUACGAACUGUACAUGACCUGCAGCCAGAAGGUUUACUUUUCGACGGUAGUGAAUACACCUGGAAAGAUCUGUGCGAGUGUUGUGACUGUAAACAAAUAGUUGCUGAUAUCGUCGGAAACCUAAAUACAACAUUGAUUGAUAGAGAUCUCCAACAACUCCAAGAAGAAGCAUUUUGGCGUUUCGGAUUCAUUUCGAACAUUUUAGAACGCAUUGAAGAUCUAGUCGGCCACGUCGCCCGACUACUGGGCGUAGUUAGUAAAGUGGACUUAGAAGGCUUGGUGCAAGGUCGCCUGGUCUCCGUGAUAGAUACAGCUAUGCAGUUACUUAUGGAUGAUACCCUGAACAGUAUUGUUUUUAGCAUUCAUGGUCUUAUGAAGGAUCUUACUCCGUUAAUAAAGAGCGAUAGCCUGCAGAUCAGCUUACAUGAUCUCAGCCAGGGGUUGCUAGCGCUGCAGGAAUUUAAGAAUUCAUUACUAGAAGAUGAUUUAAAAGUGCAAGUUUCUGAGCUGUUUCCGGACCCUGAGAAACUGGAAACGGACCUCAGUGGUCUAGGAAUCAACAACACCAACUUCUGGUCCAUCGCUGCACCUCGAAUACAAGUUGGAUCUUUCCACUUGAAACCGAUCUUCGCCGCGAAACAAGACGUAUACCGAAUAAGCAACUUUGUGUGCGAGGGGGAGGACAUGUCCAAGGUCAUAGUGCCGGGGAAUGUGGACGUGGUCACCCUGGACGAUAUCUAUGGCGCGGUGAUAGAGCAGUUUUGUGACCUGGACGAUAUCAGAGCGAAGCAGGUGGUGCCUGUGCUGAUGCAGAACUUGAAUUUUACGUUCAUCAUUAACAAGAUCAAAGAUUGGUUAUUAGCAGAACUAUACGUAGCAUCAGACCUCACAACAUCAGAGGGCGAGCGAGUGAUAGAGAACUUACCACAGAUGGCUUCCCUCACGCCGGUGGUGCAAAACAAUAUUGGCAGCAUAAGUGACUUAAUGGCUAAUGAGCCCAUGCUCGAUUACUUUAAAACUGAUUUCUCGUUUGAUAGUCUAUUCGCAGCGGGCGACUUCAUGGCAGACGCAGGUAGAAUGUUUUGCGGUAAACCAUUCAAUACUCAUGUGAACAGAAUCUUUAAAUCAAUCAUCGAAACUAAAGACCUCACGAGCGAAGCUGAUCCCGAGCAACUGAAAGUUCUACCGACGGACUUCUGCCGUUCGUUGUACAAGCAGAUCGUCAGCGUUGACGGUGGAAAGAUCGUAUGGAGCUUUGUGAAGCCACUGAUUAUGGGCAAAAUACUCUACACCCCAAACACGCCAGCGGUCGAGAGAAUUAUAAAAACGGCCAAUGAAACUUUCCAACCAAUGAUGAAGACGGUCAAUUUGGUGCACUCCUUCGCAAGAGCAUUUUCUUCAGUGAAGACAUUAUCUGAACAUCGGGUGGGGCUAACCGCUCUCCAGAAUCUGCUUACUGCACCUAAUACUCAAGAACUAAGAAAGAAUUUGCUUGGUAACAUAGAUAUACCUGACAUUGACGUCGAGAGUAUGUUUGAGAAGAUAGGAGAUGUACAGGAUCUAGGCAGCAUUCUACAAAAGGGAUCUGAUUUAUUGGAAUGUAUAAACUUAAACCGGUUCCAACCGGUGUUGGAUGAGCAUCAGCUUAGCAAUGAAGCUGUCAAAUUGAUGAGGGUCAAUGAGUUUUCAGCUGGCUUAGUGUUUAUGAACAACGAUACAGGCGUAGAAGUGCCAUUAAAUGUGGAAUACAAAAUUCGAAUGGACAUAGAAAACACACCGACUACAAACAGAUUAAAAAAUUUCUUUUGGGUACCCGGCCCUGAAGCGAGCUUCAUCCAAGACAUGCGCUACUUCCGCGGUUUCAUUCAGAUUCAAGAUAUUAUCGACAAAGCCAUCAUCGACAUCUCUGCGAACCGCACCAACAUGCUGCACAAAAGGGAAACUCUACACGAUUACGACCUAGAUCGAGCCAUGUACACUCAACAAAUGCCUUACCCUUGUUAUAGAAAGGACUUUUUCCAAGCCUCUCUGUAUGAAUCGCAGUCCCUAAUAGUGGCGUUCUUCUUUUCUUUGUUGUUCACGACUUCCUCAAUCGUGCGGUUCAUCGUGUCUGACAAGGAAACUGGGAACACCAUGCUGAUGUCGGUGAUGGGAGUGAACUUGACGUACCACACAUUGUCGUGGUUCCUGACCUCGUUCGUGGAGCUGGUCAUCACCUGCGGGAGCAUUGCAACAGUGCUGUGUGUCGGCGGCGUGCUGCCUCGUACUUCGACUUCCUUGAUUUUCUCAUUGCUGUUCAUCUACGGAUUCUCCGUACUCUGUUUCUGCUACAUGAUUUCGAAGCUAUUCAAGUCGGCCAGCUUCGCAGCAGUGUGUACUGGCAUAGCGUACCUCAUCUCGUUCAUGCCGUUGGUGAUUAUAAUAUCUAUGGAGACUGUACUCACCAGCUCGUUGAAAUUGCUUGUCUGCCUGUUUAUGUCGUCAUCAUUUUGCUACGCGUGUCUGUUCAUCACACAAUACGAAGCAAUGGGGCUUGGUGCACAGUGGGCCAACUUGUGGGUAACUCCCGAUGGCGUGACUGAUUUAAACAUUGGCCUGACUGCUGUCUUCGUGAUCGUGGAUGGCUUUAUUUAUAUUCUUAUUGGACUUCUACUGGACAGAUUUUUGGGUGUCAAAGCCAUUCGAAACAACGUAAUGAACUGCGAGGCUUCAGGUGAAAAGGCAGGCGUUAGCAUCAUUAAUAUCACCAAAGUCUACGGUUCCGGCUCCCGCGCCAAGCUGGCCCUCAGCAACGUAUCCAUAGAGCUGAAAUCUGGACAGAUCACCUCACUGCUGGGGCACAACGGCGCGGGGAAGACCACGCUUAUUAAGAUCCUGACGGGUACGCUGCGGCCGACGCGGGGGCAGGUGGUAAUGCGCUGGGCGGGCGGGGCGGGUGCGGCGGGCGGGGCGGGCGGGCAGCGCAGCACGCAGCUGGGCGCGUGCCCGCAGCGCGACGUGUUGCUGCGCGCGCUCACCGCACGCGAGCACGUCGUGCUCUACGCUCAGCUCAAGAGCGGCCGCGCGCUGCACGAACUGGAACACCAGGUCGAAAGCAUAAUGCGUAUUCUGUCACUGGGUGGCGUCGCCGAUGAGCCAGUGGCGCGACUGUCCGGAGGGACGAGGCGCAGGUUGUGCGUGGCGCUGGCCUUCGUGGCGGAACCGAGCCUGGUCGUGCUGGACGAACCCACGGCUGGAGUAGACCCCGCUGCUAGAAGGGACAUCUGGUCGAUGAUAUUGAAACUGCGAGAGAACAGAACCAUUCUCCUCACCACGCAUCAUCUCGACGAAGCCGAGCUGUUAAGUGACCAGAUUGUCAUCAUGCAUAAGGGUCAAGUCCACACAGCUGGUUCACCAAUAGACAUCAAACGCAGCCUCGGAACCGGAUAUAAGUUGACCGUGAUGUAUUCAGAAAGACAGAGAAAAAUGGAAGAUGUGCAAGAGAUAAUAGAAGAUGCAGAAAUAUGCAUUGAGGAGAAGACCAAAAUUCUUCUCGAGGCCGUGAGGAACGUCAUCAAAAACGCCAUCUUAGUGGACGUGAACGGACUUGAGGUGGAGAUAAAUUUACCAUUUUAUGGUCCCGAUGGAGUUAGUAACGACUUCCUUCAGUUGUGCUCCAUGCUGGAGUCCAAUCAGACGGCACUGGGCUUUAGCAGCUUUACCAUGGACUGCAGUAGUUUGGAGCAGGUGUUCUUCACCAUUUGCAAUCAAGCCGAUGCGCCGCAACAAGCCAUUGAUCUAGGACCCUUAGAAGCGCCCUCUAAAAGCGACUCGACGUCCAGUCUGCGCGACGACCGAACUCCUCUAGUCCCACGUGAGGGUCCGCUCGUAGGUACCGUUUGGGAUCAAUUCUUCGCGCUGCUGUAUGGCCGCUAUUUACACUAUAUAAGAAAUAGGUGGCUGCUCUUCAUGUUGAUCGUGCUACCAUCCCUGUUCGUGAUAAUCGCCAUGGCGUUCUCCACCGUACGACCACCUCCUAACAAUGAGUUCGCGUUGAAGCUUCAUCGGGGCUUAUAUGAAAAUUCUACCGAGUUCCUAAUUGAGCACCCAUCAAUUUAUGACAAUAAAAUCAGUUCAGCGUUCGCACAGCAUGUCAUGGAUACACUGCGAUAUGAAAAAUUCGCGAGAAAUUGGACAGUUCAGGAUAAUCCUAUAUGUAAAUGCGGUGAAACGAAACAAGAAUGUGACUUUAGUAGAAUCAACACCACCGAACUACCAGAGAUGAUGGUGCUUAAUGAUGUCAAAACUCUCAACGAAUGGCUGACAACAUCGCAAGAAAUUUACAUUAAUAAAAGAUUCGGCGGCUUUACAUCAAAUAUUAAGAACAACAUUUCGAACCUAGUGGUCUGGUACAACAACAAGGGCCACCACGCCAUGCCGGCCUACCUAAACGCCCUCAACAACGCUGUGCUGCGGACUGUCAGCGGCCACCACACCGCGAACAUCACCACUUACACUCACCCCCUGAAGAUCUCCAAAGAGCAGAUUAAUAAGGAUACUGUUUAUCAGCAUGUGGCCGAUGCUGGCAUCACGGGGAUGCUGCUGAUAGCGUACAGUCUGGUGAGCGCGGGUGCAGCCAUCUACCUGGUGACGGCGCGCUGCAGCCAGGAGAAGCGUCUACAGCUUCUGGCCGGCGUCAGCCCCGCGCUCUACUGGAUCACGGCGCUAGUUUGGGAUAUGAUUAUAAUCUCCAUCAACAUGCUGAUCACGAUGAUGGUGCUGCAAGCGUUCCACUUUCCGGUGUUCAUAACUAGAAACAACCUGCCGGCUAUCUGCGUUCUCAUCUUAUUUUAUGGAUAUGGAUGUGCGGGCGUAGUGCACGUGGCCGAGAAGCUGUUCUCUCAAGCGAGCCUGGCCAAUAUGGUCCUGUUCUGCGCUAACACCUUCUUAGGCAUCUUUGGCAUCGCAAUACUCCUCAUUUUGGAUAUCAUAUCUGAAUCAGACGCGACAGACAACGCUCGCUGGAUACUGCACAAGGUCUUCAUGUUGAGUCCACAGUUCGCUCUUGGCGACGGCUUACUAGAAAUUGCCAAGAAUACAAUUAAUUUUCAGGUGCUAGCUCAAUUUGGAAUGGACACGUACCGAGAUCCACUUUAUGGCGACCUGCUAGUUUACCACUACCUGGCGCUUGUUCUCGUCGGCACUGUACUGUUACUUCUUAACUUGGCCAUAGAGUACGACUGCUUCGAAGUAAUCCUUGUGAAAUUCCGUUCAGGAACAAUAGAGCCGUUGUCAGAGAGCGAGCUAGACCCAGAAGUACUCGACGAGCGACGCCGGGUUUUGGCUUCGCGAACACCUCUACGUCUACUUACAAUUGGCAACAUCAAUGCAGGUUUCGUGGAUACAGAAGAGAAGGGCUCAAUUAAGAGCGAGAUAGCGCUAGGGAACGACGUGGCACAGUGCGUACGACUGGGCAAAGCGUACCCAACGAUGAGCGGCCGCCCGCCCGCUGUUCGAGAUCUCACGCUUGGAAUACCACCUGGGCAGUGUACAGCGCUUCUGGGGCAAAACGGUGCUGGAAAGUCAACAACAUUUGCAAUGCUCACGGGCGAGAUCCGACCCACCUCUGGAAGCAUCUAUCUUAAUGACAGGCGCGUGGGCCCUCGAGAUCUCUGUCAGGGGCUUAUCAGUUACUGUCCGCAGAGCGAUGCAAUCGACCCUCUGCUAACUGUACGCGAAACUUUAAAACUCUACUGCAUACUGCGCGGCAUCACCAAACAAAGAGAGGUAAUUCGAAGAACGAUCGAAAUGUUCGACCUCACGAAGUACAAAGAUGUUCGCAGCGGGACGCUCAGUGGUGGAAACAAGAGAAAAUUAUGUACAGCUAUUGCAUUUAUGGGAAGAACGCCAUUGGUUCUUCUCGACGAACCUACAAGCGGCAUGGACCCUGGGUCGCGCCGCUGCGUGUCGCGUGGCGUGCGAAUUGCGUGCGCAGCGGGGCGCGGCGUGCUGCUCUCCACGCACGCGCUGGAUGACGCGCGGCGGCUGGCGGCGCGCGUGGCGCUGCUGCAGGCCGGCGCGCUGCACGCGCUGGCGCCGCUGCAGCGCUGCCUGCGCAGGUUUGGCGGGGGGUACGUGGUGGCGUGCCGCGCGCGGGGCGGCGCGGGGGGCGGGGCGCGGGCGGCGUGGGCGCGCGUGCGGGCGCGCGCGCCGCACGCGCAGCUGCACGCGCUGCACGCCGCCACGCUGCGCUUCCUGCUGCCCGCCGCUGCCACAGUUGACGGUAAAGAAGUAACAACAAAGCUGAGCGACGUGUUCCGUCUGACAGCGGAAUUGCGGGGCUCUUAUGAUAUUGAAGACUUCACUGUCAAUCAGAGCUCGCUCGAUCAGAUGUUCCUAAACUUUGCGGGAUCGAGUCGCUCUCGGGGCACUGAACUGGAAGACGUGGAGUCUACGCCCCCUGUUUCACGACACCAAAGCUGUGAGGACCUCAGUAUUGUAACGGCUCUAUGA
Molecule: messenger RNA, 12225 nt
Organism: Parnassius mnemosyne (clouded apollo)
Lineage: Eukaryota; Metazoa; Arthropoda; Insecta; Lepidoptera; Papilionidae
Source: the annotation of a GenBank genome assembly